Messenger RNA from Kazachstania africana CBS 2517, 9402 nucleotides. It is a transcript of the gene VPS13, whose product is annotated as membrane morphogenesis protein VPS13. The transcript has a single exon. Gene Ontology annotation, cellular component: extrinsic component of membrane. Gene Ontology annotation, biological process: protein targeting to vacuole; mitochondrion organization; protein retention in Golgi apparatus. NCBI's taxonomy places the organism in Eukaryota, Fungi, Ascomycota, Saccharomycetes, Saccharomycetales, Saccharomycetaceae. The record is from RefSeq and is a predicted model, not a curated record. The coding region runs from base 1 to 9402 and encodes 3133 amino acids.
AUGCUAGAAUCAUUAGCAGCAACUUUACUAAAUAGACUACUCGGAUCUUAUGUAGAGAAUUUUGAUCCAAAACAAUUGAAUGUUGGAAUAUGGAAUGGAGAUGUUAAGUUGAACAACUUGAAAUUAAGGAAAGAUUGUCUUGAUUCGUUAGAUUUACCGAUUGAUGUAAAAUUUGGUAUCUUAGACAAUCUAGUUUUAAAUGUCCCUUGGUCGAGUUUGAAAAAUAAGCCUGUCAAGAUCAUUAUAAAUGACGUCUAUCUGUUGGUCGUUCCUAGGAACCUUUCAAAUACUACCGAUAAUAAAGAAAGAGAAUUGAGAUUGAAGUUACAGAAAUUAGCAGAAUGGGAACUAAAUAAGUAUACCUUGGAUUCGGUUAAUGAAGAUUCUAAGAAUGAAACUUUUAUGCAGUCGGUCAUUACCAAAGUCAUCGACAAUUUGCAGGUUGUUAUUAAGAAUAUACAUAUCAGAUAUGAAGAUACGUCAUGCAUAUACUCCAAAUUCCCAUCAUCAUUAGGAAUCACUUUAAAUGAAAUAUCUGCUGUUUCUACAGAUUCAGAUUGGAAACCAAGUUUUAUUGAGAUUACUCAAACUAUAACUCAUAAACUACUGACUCUUAAAUCCUUCAGCCUCUAUUGGAACACAAAUUCAGACUCCUUUUUAGAUGAAACGGUCCCUCAGGCAGCGCUUAUUAAAAGAUUUAAGAGAUACAUAGAAUCUGCUGAUAACAUUCAGUAUAUCUUAUGUCCUAUUAGUGGUCUGGGAAGAUUAAGUAUUAAUAAGCUUGGUACAACGGAAAAUCAGGCGCAUGUUGAAUUGGACGUUUUAUUUGAGGAGUUUGGUAUAGAAUUAGAUGACAUUGAAUAUGCGGAUAUAAUGUAUUCCCUUUCUAAAUUACAAUUAAUCAAUCACACUAAGAAAUUCAAGCUGAAUAGGCCAACAAUCAGUGUCUCUGAGGAUCCCAGAAAAUGGUUCAAAUAUAUUGGUACGUGUGUCAUCAAUGAGAUACAUGAGAAAAACGCAGUCUGGACAUGGGAUCACAUUCAAAAGAGAUGUCAUCAAAGAAGAAAAUAUAUAGAAAUCUGGAUUGAGAAAUUGAAGUUACCGACUAUCGAAGAUAGCCUUCCUGAUAAAUCAUUGGAAACAGAAUUAUCAGAAUUACAUAAAGAAUUGGACUUUGAUUCGAUAGUUCUUUUCAGAACUAUUGCGAAGCUAGAUUACAAAAAGUGGAAAGCCAGCAAUAAAGACCUAUCUCCUGCAUUAUCACAAAUUUCACAAGAGCCACAGAAAAAUGCAACUUGGUUCUCUAGUUGGUGGAAUACGAGUAAGCAAGGUAAGCAAGAUGAGUUGAUUAUUACUGAGGAACAAAAGCAAGAGUUUUACGAUGUCAUAGAAUUUGAUGAAAGUGAGGAAUUUAAUGCAAGUAAGCAAGAGAAUCUUGCAAAUAUCAAGAUACCAAAUCAUUGGACUACAUUGAAAAUCACAGGAAGUUUGAGGAAAGGUUAUUUUGCAAUCAAGAAGAAUGAACAAAAAAUGAAACUUGGUGAAAUCAUCUUUGAAAACUGUCAAUGGGAUUUUCUAAAGAGGUCUGACUCCUACAAGACAACAUUCAAAAUGCACGAGUUUAAAAUAGAGGAUGGCUCCCCCAACAGUAUUUACAAACAUAUUGUCAGCCCCAAGACUUCUUUGGAAACUAAAAUAAAUGAUGAGCUGGAUAACAUAGAUGAUAUCGUGUAUGUAGCACGGAAAGAACCCUUGUUUUCAGUCGUUUAUGAGUCCAACCCAUUGGAUGGAUUAAGCGAUUCGAAGAUUGAUCUAAAAUUAUUAGGGACAACUGUCUUUUACCAUGUACAUUUCAUCAAUGAAGUGAUUACAUUUUUUAGCCCCAGUGAAGAACAACUGGACACCAUUGGUGCAAUUAUUAGUGCUGCCGAAGCAACUGUGGAGGGAUGGUCUUCUCAAACAAGAAUGGGCAUAGAAUCAUUACUCGAAGAACACAAAACGAUCAACAUAAAUGUGGAUCUUCAAACUCCACUUAUUAUUUUGCCGAUUAAUCCACAUUCUUGGGAUACUCCUUGCGCUAUUAUUGAUGCGGGGCAUAUAUCUUUAGUAAGUGAUAUUGUACCAAAGGAAAAGAUUAAGGAAAUUAAAGGUAUGUCACCCGACCAGUAUGAAAAAAUAGAUACAUCUGAUAUCAACAGACUGAUGUAUGAUAGAUUCAGUAUUAUUUCCCAAGAUACCCAGAUUUUAGUUGGACCCAAUGUUCAGUCCACACUUUCGAAUAUAACCCAAAAAAAUAAUCAAAAUGAUUUUUGCAUUUUGAACAAAAUGAAAGUGGAACUGACCUUAGAUAUUUCCAUAUUACCAAAAGCUCUGAAACUACCGAAAUUCCGAAUUUUUGGACAUUUGCCAAACCUUGCACUAGGCUUUAAUGAUUACCAGUACAAGAUCAUAUUAGAUCUUCUUGAAAAGUGUUUCCCCAUUUUCAACGAACCCGCCGAUGAUUAUUCAAAUGUUCAAGAACCUAACACCAACAUAUUACAAGAUAAAAAUGAACAGCAAAAACUGCUGACUGAAAUCGUUGCACGUUUGAAUAAAAUGUCACCGCUGGAAAUUGAACAGAAAUUACUGGAAAUACAUUUUGAUAUAGAUCAAGCGCAAUUCUCGGUUUUCCAAUGCAUUCAUAAAGAAACGAUGACGUGCAAAAAAUUGAUCGAUAUGGUGGGUACAACAUUUAAAUUUGAUCUUGCUAGAAAAGCGAAGGAAAUGAAUCUUGAUAUGAGCGUCCAUUCAUUGAAUGUCGAAGAUUGUAUUGAAAAUAGUCAGGACAACGAUUUAAAAAAUCUAAUAUCUUCUUAUGUGGAUGGCAAUACAGGAGAUGAUCUUGUUACUUUUGAAUAUAAGAGAACACAAAGAAUUGUCUCCCACGAAGGGACAUUGAUUGAAGUUUUCGACCAAAAUUUGAACAUGAAUUUGAAAAAGCUCAAGCUUGUUCUAACACCGAAAUCUCUUCUAACGCUAAUGAACUAUUCCGUUCUUACCUUUACAGAUCCAAAUGCUCCUGAACUUCCUGCUGAUGUUUUAAAACAUAAUGAAGGAGAAAGGGAAGAUGCUGCUCAAAAACUAAGUCUCAAUUUCAACAUGGCUGGUUUAGAUAUCAUAUUUAAUGAUAGCGCAAUGAAAAUUGCAACUUUAGUACUGUCUCGAGGUCAAUUUGAUGUAUUGCUAUUGCCUGAAAAGAUGAAACUAGACAUGAAGAUUGACGGUUUAGAAUUGACGGAUGAAAUAAAUCAGGGUGCAGAUAGGAAUUCAGUACUAAGAAAGUUGAUUUCCAUGGAUAAUCAAGAACUCUUUGAGUUUUCUUACGAAACGUUUGAUCCAACCAUUAAUACAAACAAUUAUGACUGUGCAUUGAAGUGUGUAGUUGGCUCAGCAUUUGCCAAUUUUAACGAGGACUGUGUGAAAAGAAUAUUCGAGUUCUUGUACAAAUUUCAGAAAAUGAAGGGAUAUUUCGAUAGAGCUAGGCUUGCUGCGUAUAAUCAAGCGCCAUCAUUUGACACUGUAAAUAAUAUGAAGUUGGACGUUGUAAUAAAAGCUCCUAUCCUCCAAUUUCCGAAACCAAAGAAAUAUGGGACGUCUAGUACCUUUGACUUGAUGACCUUUUAUUUAGGUGAAAUUUUUAUAGCAAAUGACUUUGAAGACACAUCUGAUGGCGGAAAAGUAAAUCAUAUUCGUAUGGGGGUAAGAAAUGGAAAGAUUUCUUCCUUGCUCAAUUUAGAAAACGGCCUGGAACAAAGGUUAUCAAUUGCUGAUGAAAUGAGCCUUCUGGUAAAUAUGGAUUAUACGCCCUUCUCCAAUGAAACCAGUUCAAAGUAUAAUAUUUCCAGUUCCUUGGAGCCUAUGACACUAUGUGUCACGGAGCUGCAAAUGAAGUAUUUAUAUCAGAUUUUAUAUUCAAUCCAGAAGUCCCUAAACAUAGAGGAUCCGAGUCUUUUUGACCUUAAAAUGGACGAACUAGGUGCAGAUGUCACCAUAGGCGAAACUAGCCCUGCAGCGGACGACGGUACAAGAAUUCUCCCGAAGGAAGAAACUUCCACACAGGCAACAUUAAAUGAGAAUAUUCGUUUCAAUUUUCAAGCACCACUUAUAUCAUUAACGUUGUUUGACAAUACGAAGGAUUGUACGGACAUCAAGAGAAAUAGUAUUACUAAAGUAAAUUUAGAAGGCAGCGCUAUAUCGUUGGAUAUGAAAGAAAAUGGUGUUAUAAACGGUGAAGCUCACAUUGUAGCAUUUACCGUUGAAGAUACACGUAAUGUCAAGGAUAAUAAGCACUCUGAGCUAAUUCCAAAAAUACAAGAAGGUAAUAAUCAAUUCAGCGCUGUAAUUACUCGUAAGUGUUUGGAACGGGGCUUGUUAACCAAUAUUGCAGCUACGAUAAAUAGUCCACGUAUUAUUCUAGCGAUGGAUCAUAUGUUUGCUAUCAAAAAGUUCUUUGAUAUUCUGAAUAUUUCUAGGGAUUCCUCGAGAAUGUCCGAAGAUACGACUAAGGUUAUGGAGCCUGUCAUAGUUGAGACUAGAUCUGAUGACUCAAGUAAUCUAUUUCAGUACUCGAUGAAUAUUGUCGGAACUGCAAUUAUUCUUCUGGCUGAUCCAUCUGAUAUAGACUCUGAGGCCGUGGUAUUUAGUGUAGGCCAAAUUUUGAUUGUGGAACAAAAUGUUGUAACGCUAUCCGCCAAUAAUAUUGGGAUGUUUCUAUCCAAAAUGAAGUCUAUGGAAGAGAGUAAAGUACGUUUAUUAGACGAUUUCUCCUCCACAGUUACGAUUGAUAGAAGAGAUUCCACGAUAGAUAAACUACUAACCAACAUACAUGUUGCGAUUGAACCAUUAAUUAUGCGUAUUUCCCUCAGAGAUAUAAGGCUUGCAAUGGUGAUUUUCAACAAGGCAGUUUCACUUUUGGAUUUCGAAAAUAGACCUAUUGACUCAAAAGACCUAUCAGAAAAUAACGAAAAUGUUGUAACCACUUUUUCAAAGGAGUUCGAAAGACGUCUUGCUAAAUAUGCACCUAGCUUAUUGAGCUCAAAAAGUGAUCUUUCUGAUACCAAGGGAUCAGAAGAUAACAUCCGGAUACAAGAGCCUGAUGUCGUGUUAAAAGCGGAAACUUUUGAUGCUGAUUUUGGUGGUUUGAGAAUGAUUUUAUUGGGCGAUGUUCAUGAAAUGCCAAUAUUAGACAUGCAUAUCAGUCCCUUUACCGCUGUUGCAAAGGACUGGUCAACAGAGUUGGAUGCACUAGUUACGGUAGAGCCAAAAGUUAAUAUUUUUAACUACUCAAGAUCAAGCUGGGAGCCAUUGAUUGAGCCAGCACCAAUUUCUUUCCAUUUGUCCAAAGGUCCGAAUCAAGAUGCCGGGACAAUUUUUGAUGUUAUUGGCAGAGAAAUUACUGAAGUUACGUUAUCAUCGAAAUCUAUCUCGAUGUUAUCAAAUAUUUCAGCAUCUCUAACAAAAGAGAUACGCCUGACUCCUAGAGGCUCAAAAAAACCAUAUCUUCUCAUCAACGAUACAGGACUUGAUCUUAAUGUAUGGAUAAAAAGUGACGAUGAUAAAGAACGGAAUGGACUGACUCUGCUAAAGGAAAACUGUCAUAUGCCAUGGGAGUUUGAAGAUUGGCAGACAAUAAGGGAAAGACUUGACACUGAUAAUACGAAGAGCUUUUUAUGCGUUGCGGCAGCUGAUAUGAAGUAUGAGUCAGUAUUGACAAUAGAUGCAACAUAUGAAGGUGAAUUAUUGCACACUUUGAAACCGUCCGUGAAUCAAGUACACAAUCGAAUUGUCUCUGAAUUGAGAUGCAAUACUGAGAAUGUCAAAGUGGUUACUUUUAGAUCUACAUUACAGCUUGAAAAUACAACAAAAACGCCCAUUCAAGUAAAAGUAAAGGCGAGUGGGCAAUCCGAAUCGAUUGAGUUUACAAUUAAUCCAACAACAUGUGGGUCUGUCCCCAUUGAGUAUGCAUAUAAUUCAAGGAUUUAUUUAAAGCCAUUGGGAGAGACUGAAUUUGAUUGGUCACAGCAAGCAAUUGCAUGGCAAGAGCUCUUAGACAGACCUCUUUCAUUUGAAUGUUCUUCACGACAUGAACUAUAUGACAAAUUUUUCAUAGAAGUCAAUGGAAAAUACGAUAAAAGAGAGCCAUUGGCGAAGAUUUAUCCACAUAUGAAAAUAACCAUAUCACCCUCUAUAAUUGUUGAAAAUCUUUUGCCAUGUGACAUUAACUUCUGCAUUUUUGGGAGAAGAGAAGAAAUGAAGAAGUUUAAAUACUUAAAAAAAUCGGAACAGAUUAGUCUUCAUGAUGUUUCUCUUGAUGAGUUUCUUCUUUUUUCAUUAGAACCUGUACUUGAGAAUAGUGCCAUUUCAAAGCCUUCUAUUGUAAACACUCCAAAAGGAACAGCAUUGGAACCUGAGACGACAUUAGUUCUGAAUAUGAAAAAUGGACAAAGGCUACAACUGAGCCUUAAGUAUCAGAGUAUCGAAGGCAGUAGGGCGAAGAUCAUUAAAAUAUUCUCUCCUUAUGUUAUUAUUAACCAUACAGAUAAAGAUCUUUAUGUUGAAAGCAGUCGUUCCAAUAUUGCUGUAUCAAAAAUAGUGCAGGCAACUGAAAAGAGAUACACCUUGCCUUUUAUGUUUUCAUUUGAUAAAGAUAAUCAAAAUAAUAAUAGAGCACGGUUCAAGUUUAAAGACAGUGAUUGGAGUAUUCCUGUGUCUUUCGAUGGCCUGGGCCAAUCAUUUGAUGUAACGCUUAAUGAAAUGAAUCGAGCUCUUGAGUACAAUUUAGGCGUUAAUAUAUCCGAAGGUGAAGGAAAAUAUGUUCUAAGUCGAAUUAUCAAUGUGACACCUCGAUACAUAGUUAAGAAUGAAUUGGAAUUUCCAAUAGAAUUAUGUGAGAUCGGAUCCGCUAAUGUGACAAAAGUGGAAACUAUGACAUCAAUACCACUAUAUAAAAUGAGGACAGUCCUGAAUAAGCAAUUAAUGAUUAGAAAGACUGUGAGUGGCGGUGAGUGGUCAACGUCAUUCUCCAUGAAAGAUGUUGGACUCAGUUAUGUGAAAUUACUCACUGAAGAAGGCUUACAUAUGCUCCUAAAGGUUGAAAUUAUUCUAGAAGAUGCUACUUUAUUUAUCGUCAUCAAGGAUGGUAAGAACAGCUGGCCAUAUUCUAUUAGAAAUUUUAGUGAUACAGAGUUUAUUUUCUAUCAAAGAGACAUAAAUAUAUUGGAUGAUUACUACGAGGCUGAUCAGUAUGAUGAACAGAAUGAGGUUGAGUACAAGCCCCUAUAUUACCGGGUCCCGCCUAGAAGUGUAAUGCCUUAUGCAUGGGAUUACCCAACAGCUAAGCAAAAGAAACUGAUUAUAACUUCUGGUAGUCGAAAGAGGGAGAUCCAGCUUGCGGAGAUUGGAAAUCUAAAACCUAUGAGGAUACCGGCACGAAUGGCAAACGAAGAAACGGUAAUAGUUGAUCUUAAUGUUAUUGCAGAUGGCCCCACUCAAGCAUUGGUCAUUACAAAUUACAAUAGCAAAUUGAGUUUGUAUAAAUUGAGGGCAAGGAGCGGACCAACAUCUUCCCGUAUGGGUUCCAAUAUAUCAUUGAGCAGUUCUGGUGAGGUAUUCGAAGCCAGAGAUGAGGAUAAGGAUGUUUUCACGAAAAUAGUGGUUUCUUUUAAGGGCAUUGGAAUUUCGUUGAUUGAUGCUAAUCUAAAAGAGUUAGCAUAUACAACAUUCCGUGGCGUGGAAUUCCGAUAUAACAAUUCGAGCUUAUAUCAAACUUUCAGCUGGAAAAUUAAAUGGCUACAGAUUGAUAACCAAUUAUUUGGCGCAACAUAUAAUAAUGUAUUGUAUCCAACGGCAAUACCUAAAACUUCUCAAGAGAUUGAAAAUCACCCGGUACUCUCAGGGUCAGUAUCAAAAGUCAAAGAUGAUUCGUAUGGUGUCCCAUAUUUCAAGCAUGCAACAUUACUUGUUCAGGAAUUCUCUCUUCAACUAGACGAAGAUUUUGUUUACUCAUUGAUUGAUUUCUUAAAGUUUCCCGGCGCACCAUGGCAUGAUGUGGAUUCAAACAACAAUAUCAUUCUUAAGGAAACUGUGGGAUUGCCAGAAGUGAAAGAGGUUAAUUUUUCUAACGACUUUUACUUUGAAAUGUUCCAUAUUCAACCUACUCUGCUCCAUUUGUCGUUUGUCAGAACAGAAAGGCUCAAUUCGGCCAAUAAUGGUCCCGAUUUAGAUAAAGUGGAAGAAAUAGAGAAUACAACUGCAUCUACAUCGACAUUCCUACUACACGUAUUGACCAUGACUGUGGGUAAUGUUAAUGAUGCUCCAAUAAAGCUGAAUUCCCUAUUCCUAGACAACGUGCGUGUCCCUUUAACAGUUUUAUUUAACUCGAUCAAGACACACUAUAGUCAACAAUUUUUUUACCAGAUUCAUAUGAUUCUGGGUUCUGCUGACUUCUUAGGAAACCCAGUAGGUUUAUUCAACACAAUCAGUUCUGGUGUUUGGGACUUGUUUUACGAGCCAUAUCAGGGCUACAUAAUGAAUGACAGGCCUCAAGAAAUGGGUAUACAUAUUGCUAAGGGUGGUUUGAGUUUUGUUAAAAAAACCGUAUUUGGUGUUUCUGACAGUAUGGCAAAAUUGACAGGUGCUGUUGCUAAGGGUCUGUCUGUUACACAAGAUUCCAAAUUUCAAGAGAGCAGAAGAUUACAGCAACGUAUUAAUAAAAACAGCACUAACAUAUUUCAAUCCAGUGCAGAAUCCUUUGCCAGUACUAUUGGAAGCGGUAUCAGUGGAUUAGCUGUUGACCCUUACAGGGGAGUUCAACGAGAAGGUGCUGCAGGAUUUUUCAAAGGUCUUGGUACCGGAUUGAUUGGCCUACCCACAAAGACGGCGAUCGGUAUAUUAGAUUUAACUAGUAAUUUGAGUCAAGGUGUAAAAAACACUACUACGGCAUUAGAUAUGCUCGCAGCUAAUAGAGUUCGCAUACCAAGAUACAUUGACCCAUUCGAUCAAGUGGUCAAAUGUUACAAUUUGAGGCAGUCUCAAGGUCAAUACUGGCUGAAAUCCGCAAACGGGGGACUGUACUUGACAGAUAGAUAUCUGUCGCACGUUGUCCUACCAGGAAAAGAACUAGUUGUCGUUGUGUCAAUGGAAAGAAUAGCUGAAAUACGAAUCGCUACACAACAAGUGAUGUGGGGCACCGCAUAUUCUGCUAUUCAGGGUAUUACCCUGGAACGCGGUGGGAUCAGAAUCAAGCUAAAAUCCCAAAGUGAAUACUUCAUACCUAUAAGUGAUCCACAAGAGAGAAAAUCCGUCUACAAAAGCAUUGCAAUUGCUGUCACAGAAUACAACAAAUACUGCGAGGCAGUGUUGUGA